This is a messenger RNA of Pyrus x bretschneideri (Chinese white pear), 5248 nucleotides long. RefSeq names its product nuclear pore complex protein NUP98A. Gene Ontology annotation, cellular component: nuclear pore; nuclear pore cytoplasmic filaments. Gene Ontology annotation, molecular function: structural constituent of nuclear pore. NCBI's taxonomy places the organism in Eukaryota, Viridiplantae, Streptophyta, Magnoliopsida, Rosales, Rosaceae. The record is from RefSeq and is a predicted model, not a curated record. Gene Ontology annotation, biological process: protein import into nucleus; RNA export from nucleus; post-transcriptional tethering of RNA polymerase II gene DNA at nuclear periphery. The transcript is spliced from 13 exons. The coding region runs from base 333 to 4037 and encodes 1234 amino acids.
CAUCUGACAUUUGUGAGAGUUCGGGAAGCUGCGCCAACUCGCCCUCGCUCUCUCUCUUUUCCCUUCUGCGACUCCAAACCUUCCUCCCUCGCCCUCUCUCCUCCGCCUUCUGCCGCCUCCGAUCUCAAAACUCACAACCUCCGUCGAGUUCAGAUCGAUCACCGACGCCUCCGCCUUCCAAAUCCCUACUUUCGCCUUCGCUCACUUUCAGCUCAAGAUCGAGGAAAUAGCACGGGUUUUGAUUGCCGAAUCGUAAGAGAAGAUGUUCGGUUCUUUUAAUCCUCGAGAUCAAGGAAAUAGCCCGGGUUUUGAAUGCCGAAUCGUAAGAGAAGAUGUUCAGUUCUUCUAAUCCUUUUGGGCAGGCGUCUAGCAGCCCGUUUGGGUCUCAAUCAGUAUUUGGGCAGACCAGCAGCACAAAUAACAAUCCUUUUGCCCCUAAGCCUUUUGGUAGCACAACCCCAUUUGGUGCGCAAACAGGGAGUAACAUGUUUGGAGGAACUUCAACUGGUGUAUUUGGCGCAACUCAAGCUUCUUCACCUUUUCCUUCCUCCACAACCUUUGGUGCUGCGUCCUCACCAGCUUUUGGAAAUACAACGCCUGCUUUUGGAGCAACUUCUAGUCCUUCACCAUCACCUUUUGUUGGUUCAUCUGGGUUUGGUCAGAAGCCUGUGUUUGGAGCAUUUGGGUCCAAUCCUGUUCAAACAAGUCCUUUUGGAUGUACAACACAACCAUCACAGCCAGCAUUUGGGAGCAGUAUAUUUGGUUCCUCCACGCCAUUUGGUGGAUCAAGUCAGCCAGCAUUUGGUGCUACCACCACCCCAGCUUUUGGUGCUACAAGCACCCCAGCAUUUGGUGCUACAAGUAGUCCAGCCCUUGGUGCUACCACCACCCCAGCCUUUGCAUCUACAAGUAGCUCGGCCUUUGGGUCCACAACAAGUCCUACAUUUGGAAGCACAGGAGCUGCAUUUGGGGUGUCAAGUUCUCCUUUGUUUGGAUUUGGGGAAGCACUUGGAGCUUCAAGCACUCCGGCCUUUAGUUCAUCUAGCUCGACCUUUGGUACUUCAAGCACCCUAGCGUUUGGUGCUACAAGUAGUCCAGCCUUUGGUGCGACCACCACCCCAGCAUUUGGUGCUACCACCACCUUUGCGUUUGGUGCUACAAGCACCCCAGCGUUUGAUGCUACAAGUAGUCCAGCCUUUGGUGCUACCACCACCCCAGCAUUUAGAGCUACAAGUAGCCCAGCCUUUGGUUCCACAACAAGUCUUGGAAGCACAGGAGCUGCAUUUGGGGUGUCAAGUUCUCCCUUGUUUGGAUCUGGGGGAGCAUUUGGGGCUUCAAGCACUUCGGCUUUUGGUUCAUCUAGCUCGAACUUUGGUACUUCAAGCACCCCAGCGUUUGGUGCUACAAGUAGUCCAGCCUUUAGUGCUACAAGUAGUCCAGCCUUUGGUGCUACUACCAUCCCAGCAUUUGGUGCUACCACCAUCCCAGUAUUUGGUGCUACCACCACCCCAGCUAUUGGUGCUACAAGCACCCCAGCGUUUGGUGCUACAAGCACCCUAGUGUUUGGUGCUACAAGUAGUCCCGCCUUUGGUGCCACCACUACCCCAACGUUUGGUGCUACCACCACCCCAGCUUUUGGUGCUACAAGCACCCCAGCCUUUGGAGCUACAAGUAGCCUGGCCUUAGGUUCCACAACAAGUCCUACAUUUGGAAGCACAGGAGCUGCAUUUGGGGUGUCAAGUUCUCCCUUGUUUGGAUAUGGGGGAGCAUUUGGGGCUUCAAGCACUUUGGCUUUUUGUUCAUCUAGCUCGACCUUUGGUACUUCAAGCACCCCAGCGUUUGGUGCUACAUGUAGUCCAGCCUUUGGUGCUACCACCACCCCAGCCUUUGGUGCUACAAGCACCCCAGCCUUUGGAGCUACAAGUAGCCUGGCCUUUGGUUCCACAACUAGUCCUACCUUUGGAAGCACAGGAGCUGCAUUUAGGGUGUCAAGUUCUCCCUUGUUUAGAUCUGGGGGAGCAUUUGAGGCUUCAAGCACUCCGGCUUUUGGUUCAUCUAGCUCGACCUUUGGUACUUCAAGCACCCCAGCAUUUGGUGCUACCACCACCCCAGCAUUUGGUGCUAUAAGCACCCCAGCAUUUAGUGCUACAAGUAGUCCAGCCUUUGGUGCCCCUGGUUUUGGUUCAUCCAGUACUCCAUCUUUCAGCUUUCCAUCCACUCCUAGCUUUGGCCAAUCAAGUUCUACAUUUGGUAGCAACCAAUUUGUCGCUUCAUCUAUUUUUGGAGAACAGGGUUCUCCAUUUGGAGCUCAAUCAACAACAUUUGGGAACAUUGGUGCCCUUGGGCAGUCAGCUUUUGGGGGCCAGCAACGUGAGGGCAGUAGAGUGGUUGCAUAUGCUGCAACUCCUGAACCCGAUUGUGGAACUGGGACUAGUGCUGCCGGGAAAUUGGAGUCAAUAUCAGCAAUGCCAGCAUAUAAAGAAAAAAGUCAUGAAGAACUCCGCUGGGAGGAUUAUCAAUUGGGGGAUAAGGGUGGUCCAGCUCCUGCUGGUGGGCGUGGGUUUGGCAUUACUACCUCACAGCCAAACCCUUUGAAUUCUGCACAUACAUUUCCUCAAGCAUCAAGUCAUUUUAAUGCCACAACUUCAUCUAAUUUGUUUGCUCCAAAAACUUCAUCCUUCACUAAUACAGGCUUCACAACAUCUACACCAUUCAGUUCAUCAAGUUUUGGGAUUUCUACUUCAACAAGUCCUUUUACACCAUCACAACCUUCUACAAUUUUCUCUAAAACCUCACCUCCGUCUCUUUUUAGUUCUUCAAGCUCUACAUUUUCAUUUUCUUAUCCGGCUGCGACAACAACUUCCACACUUAAUUCAAAUCCAUUCAAUCCCACACCUCCGGUUGCCCAGACAGGUGGUGCUUUUACCAGUCUAUUUGGGCAGAAUUCAACUCCUUUUUCUCAGCCAUUCAGUAACCCUUCCACUUGCUUUGGUUUGGCAAUCUUCUUUGGUGUUGGGGCUACAAGUAGUCGCAUGGGUUUAAGUCAACCAACUCCAACUUUUAUUUCUAUGCCUUUCUCAUCUCAGCCAGCUCAGAGUAGUGGUUUCAACUUCGACAUUUUUAAUCAAACUCAGUCAGGAGCUCAAUCAACAACAUUUGGGAACACUGGUGCCUUUGGGCAGUCAGCUUUUGGGGCUUCAAGCACUCCGACUUUUGGGUUAUCUAGCUCGACCUUUGGCACUUCAACCAAUCCAGCUUUUGGUGUUUUAAGUGCUCCUGGUUUUGGUUCAUCCAGUACUCCAUCUUUCAGCUUUACAUCAACUCCUGCCUUUGGCCAAUCAAGUUGUACAUUUGGUAGCAGUCAAUUUGUCGCUUCAGCUCCUUUUGGGGCACAGAGUUCCCCAUUUGGAGUUCAAUCAACAACAUUUGGGAACACUGGUGCCUUUGGGCAGUUAGCUUUUGGGGCUUCAAGCACUCCGGCUUUCGCUUCAUCUAGCUCGACCUUUGGUACUUCAACCAAUCCAGCUUUUGGUGCUUCAAGUGCUCCUGGUUUUGGUUCAUCCAGUACUCCAUCUUUCAGCUUUCCAUCAACUUCUGCCUUUGGCCAAUCAAGUUCUACAUUUGGUAGCAGUCAAUUUGCCUCUUCAUCUCCUUUUGGAGCACAGAGUUCUCCAUUUGGAGCUCAAUCAACAACAUUUGGGAACACUGGUGCCUUUGGGCAGUCAGCUUUUGGGGGCCAGCAAUGCGGAGGCAGUAGAGUGGUUGCAUAUGCUGCAACUCCUGAACCCGAUGGUGGAACUGGGACUAGUGCUGCUGGGAAAUUGGAGUCCAUAUCAGCAAUGCCAGCAUAUAAAGAAAAAAGUCAUGAGGAACUUCGCUGGGAGGAUUAUCAAUUGGGGGAUAAAGAAUUGCAGUAUUUCCACAAUUCUCUCUCGCCUGGCGUCUGUCCAUCAUCUUUUGGUCUGCAACUACAAGUCUACAACAACUCCAGCUCUGGUCUUAAGCCGUCUCCAACUCCGUCUCUAACUCUCAUCUGAUUGUACAAUUUGUGCAAGGUCUCUGGCAAAUACAAUCUCGCAUCCCCACGGUCUCCAGAUGACAGGCACUGCAUCAUUCGGAGCAUCUAAUGCAAUGUCGUCCUCCUCCUAAACCAAAAAUUUGUUGAAGCGUAGUUUGGAUGAUGUGGGAUGGGAGUAUGGGAUCUAGCAAAUCUUAUAAAACUCAGCUAAGGUGCAGUGUAAGUUGUGCAACGAAAUAAUUAGUUGUGGAGUGUAUAAAUUGAACCAACACAUAGCCAACAUAAAGGGAAAUGUAGCCGCGUUCACAAAGUCUUUGGAUGAGGAUAAAGUCAAAUGUUGAAGUGAGGGAAGAGGUUCAGCUUCAACAAAGUGAAGAGGAAGAAGACAUUGAUGUUGUUGGGUCAAGGAAAAGGUCGCACGCUCAUGGAUUAGGAUAGGGGAUCCACAAUCAAUCCCAAUUCUUCAAAAAAGCAAGAAGACGGGGCAACAAAACUUCCAUGAUGCAAUUUGGGAGGAUAAAGCUCAUCAAGCAUCAACUUUUGGCUCGAUGGGUGUAUAAAGCCAAAAGGCAUUUCCAUGCCAUUGAUGAUGAUAGUUUCAAACGCUUUGUGCAAGCAGUUGAUCAAUUUGGCUCGGGUUACCAACCUUCAAGCCAAUACGAUUUAAGAAAGCCUAUAUAUUGAAAGAAGAGGUAGAGAGUGAAAAAUUCACUCAAGAAGAAUGAAGAAGGGUGGGCUUUGAAUGGUUGCUUAAUUAUGACCGAUGGUUUGAGCGACCUGAAAAGGAGAAGCAUAUUGAAUUUGUAUCUUAAUUGCAAGGAAAGCACCAUAUUUCUUUCUUCCAAGGAAUGCCCUAGUGAACCUCUCACUGGAGAAUACAUCUUUGAAUAUGUUGACAAGUGUGUUGAAGAAAUUGGAAGUUAUUUCCCGAUAUAUGAUGUCCAAAACCAAGUGACAAAUGUUUGAGAUGCAUAAGUAUGACAAAAAGAUGAUGAAUUUGGAAGACAUUUGGCCGACAUUGGAUGCGUUGAGAAUGAUGACAACUAUAAUCCGGGUAUUAAUAUUCACAUAUGCUUGUAUUUUAUUUAUUAAAUUUGGCUAUGCUACUUAUUUUUCUUUACUAAUCGUGUUUAUUUUCCUUCUUUAGUUUAAUGUUGGUAUAUUUAUGGAAAUUGUAUACCUAAUUUGCAAAUGAUGGUUAUAAAGAUUCUCUCGUUGACUACAAGUUCA